Molecule: messenger RNA, 519 nt
Organism: Penicillium odoratum
Lineage: Eukaryota; Fungi; Ascomycota; Eurotiomycetes; Eurotiales; Aspergillaceae
Exons: 2
Coding region: 1-519 (172 amino acids)
Source: RefSeq, a predicted model, not a curated record
AUGGCCGAAUCUUCUAAGACCUCGACCCCUUCGAAGAAGAACCUCAAUGCCCAGGAUGAUCUCCUCGGCAUGACACCCGCGGAGAUUCGCCUCCUCUUUCUAGCCUGGGUUUAUACCGGCCAGGAUGGCAAGAUCGAUAUCGAACCCGUUGCCCAGCUCGCCAAUUUCACCGUGGGCAGUGCCAGAACUUUGAUUGGCAAGGCCAAGAGGAAGCUUACCAAGAACCUCGAAGAUGGUAUGGGUCCUCCUGCAUCUAUGGGAAAGACCACCCCGUCCAAGACCCCCGCCACCCCAUCCAAGGUUGCCUCGACUAAGCCCGCGGCCAAGCGUGGCCGUAAGCGCAAGGCCGAGUCUGAGGAUGAAGCCGAACCUGAGCAUUCCUCUGAGCCUGAGAAUGAAUACGCACCCACGUUUCAGGUCCAGGUCCUGGAAAGUGAACCCGUGGAAAGAGAGUGUGAGAGUGCACAGGAGGGCACGGAGGAGUACCAAAAUGAGGCAGAUGAGGCAGGUGAGGCUUAG